Messenger RNA from Ictalurus furcatus (blue catfish), 9834 nucleotides. RefSeq names its product diacylglycerol kinase, eta (gene dgkh). NCBI's taxonomy places the organism in Eukaryota, Metazoa, Chordata, Actinopteri, Siluriformes, Ictaluridae. The transcript is spliced from 29 exons. The coding region runs from base 2499 to 6272 and encodes 1257 amino acids. Gene Ontology annotation, molecular function: ATP-dependent diacylglycerol kinase activity; protein binding. Gene Ontology annotation, biological process: intracellular signal transduction; diacylglycerol metabolic process; lipid phosphorylation. The record is from RefSeq and is a predicted model, not a curated record.
GAGGAGGAGGAGGAGGGAGGUGAUAAGUGGUGGAGUGAAGAAGCCGUAAUAAACUAAUAGCGAGUUGAAGAAUCCACCCAUAUGCCCGGUUCCACGCUAACAAUUUCACCUAAACAUUCGACUGAAAGUGUGUAAAGCGCUGGUGUUUGCGGCAGCGGGACAGCGGAGGGAUUUGGGAAUAUGGACGAUGAGUACCAGUAUACACGGAGCCCUGCCUGGGAGGAACUGGUGAGUACAACCUCACUGAUUUCCUCACCGGAGUUGUUUCUACACACAUUCUUCAUGACUGAUUAAGGUUGGUUACUGGAACACCGAGAUGAGCUUUUGGAGAAAAGAGUGUGGUUGGGUUUUUAGCGCAGUGAUAAGAAAUGAGAAAAGAAAGUGAGCAGAGAGAAGGCUGCCGCUAGAAAGCUCUGCUUUUUCCUGCUUUUGUUGCGCUCGGAGGAAGGGAGAGGAUGAUAGACGCGGACCGCCUUCUUCAAACAGGCGAACUGCACUUAUUAAGCAAACCUGAGGAGAUGUUUAGAUAAGCUUAUCUUCCCAAUCUGAAACAGUUUCGCAGCUCCAGCCCUUUAACCCGAGCGCUGAUACACUGGGGCUGGUCAGAAAGUAGACGCGAACUACAUUCAGAGAGUUUGAGGAUUUCGGUAGUCACUGCCAUUUAACGUACGAGCCUGUUGUAAUGAAGAAAGAAAGAAACUGAUAGAAUAGAACAGAAUAGAAUGGAAUAGAAUAGAAUAGAGUGGAGAGUAGAAUAGAAUAGAGUUAAUAACAGAACAGAAUACUACAGAAUAGAAUAGAUAAUAGAAUGGGAUAUUGAAUAGAAACAGUAUAGAAUGAUACAUAAUAGAAUGAAAAUCUAUAGAAUAAUAUGGAAGAGAAUAGAAUAGAGAAGAGUAAACAGUAGAAUAGAAUAGAAUAUUGAAUAGAACAUAAUAGAACCGUAUAAAAGGAUAUAAAAAUAGAAUAGAAUGUAUAGAAUAAGAUGGAAUAGAGAAUAGAAUAGAUUAGAAUGCAAUGUAUAGAAUAAGAUGGAAUAGAGAAUGGAAUAGAGUAGUAUAGAAUAGCAUAAAACAAUACACAGAGUAGAAUAGAAUAAAUAUGUCGAAUUGAAUAUAGAAUAUAAUAUAGAAGAGAACAGACUGGUAUAGAAUGAUACAGAAUAGAAUAGUUUUUUUUUUAAAUUUAGAAUAAUAUGGAAUAUAGAGAAUAGAUCAGAAUAGAAUGGUAUAGAAUAGAAUAGAAAAAUACACAGAGUAGAAUAGAAUAAAUAUGAUGUAGAAUUGAAUAGAGAAUAGAAUAUAGAAGAGAACUAAACAGAACAGAUUUGUAUAGAAUGAUCUAGAAUAGAAUUUUUAAAUAGAAUAAUAUGGAAUAUAGAGAAUAGAUCAGAAUAGAAUAGUAUUGAAUAGAAUAGAAAAAUAUAUACAGUAGAAUAGACUAAAAUGCUGUAGAAUUGAAUGGAGAAUAGAACAGAAUAGAAUGGUGUAGAAUGACAGAAUAGCACAGAAUAAAAAAUAAUGUAGAGUAAUAUAGAAUAGAAUAUUGUCACGUGAUUGGUAGACGAGAAUCACAGCAAUUUGACUCAUUGUUAAGAACCCAAUUGUUAACAAAUAAUAAAUGAUCAUUAAAAAAAAUGCCAUCUAUUCAAAUAUUUCCUCGUGUAGCCCACUUAUAGAGGAUAAACUUUAUUCUGUGGCAUAAAUCAUUUCCUCGCUGAUCACUGAAGCGAGUCUUAAGCAAGGACUACUUGAAUAAAAUAAAAUUAUGCUCAUAUUUCUUUGAUUCCCUUGUUUAUUAGAGUACUGUCUAACUGACCGCGAUGGUUCAGGUGAAAGUAAUCAAGAAAAUAUUCCGAAUACACUUCAGUCCUUAAGGUUUCUGCUGAGGUCCCUCAUGGUGGAAGAAUAAAAAGGUGCCACGUAGAAGCCUAAAGCUGAGGGUUUAUCAGAAAUGAUUCAGCGUAGACUGGAUCAUCAAAUGAACCUUUAAAUAUGGCUAUUUUAAAAAAUGAGCAAAAAAGGAUUAAAAUAAAUAUAUGUCCAGCUAAAUAUAAAACCAGUGUAAAUAAUUUCGCUUCACACGACUAAACGAGGCUACAGGGACAGAUUUUCGAUUUGAAUGUUGUUUAUAGAGCCUAGCUAAAGAACAGAGCUGUAUAGUAGACACAGCCCGGUGCCUUAAGUACAGUAGGCUGUGUACAGUAGAGAGACAUCUGUUGCAGUGUGAGUUGGACUCACCGCUAGGGUCUGCUACAGAGAUUCCCUCCCGCUCUCUUGUGAUAGUAGUAAUAGUAAAAAUAAUAAUACAAAUAAAAAUAAUAAUAAUGAUGUAUCUGCGCUGUGUAGCCUCUCGGGCUGAGUGGAAGCACCAGCCGUGGCUUUAAAAACGCCCUCGACAGGGAGAGCUGCGUACAGAAUGCCCACGCGACAGUAAGCCUUUAUAGGACAGAGUGAGGAGGACUGAGCGCAGUGCAUGGGCAGUAGGAAGAGAGGAGGAUGACGGCGAAGCGAGCCGCUGUGGAGCCGCUGCUGUGCGGCUCUCCGUGGCUCGUGGAACGGAAAGGAGCGGCAGCACGCGCUCACCACGGUUCCGCUCUCCCGCACCAGGAGCCCCGCGGAGCGGCCGCCACUCAGCACAGCAGCGCGGGCUCCGGAGCCGCCGGAGGGUCGGGAGCUGCAGACGAGUCUUCGGACAGCGAGGGCGAGCAGGAAGGGCCGCAGAAGCUCAUCAGGAAAGUGUCUACGUCCGGCCAGAUCCGGAGCAAGACGAGUGUGAAGGAAGGCCUGCUCCUAAAACAGACCAGCUCUUUCCAGCGCUGGAAAAAAAGAUACUUCAAACUCCGUGGCCGGACACUUUACUAUGCCAAGGACGCCAAGUCCCUUAUCUUUGACGAGGUGGACCUCUCGGAUGCCAGUGUUGCCGAAUCAAGCACAAAGAAUGUCAACAACAGUUUCACGGUAAUUACUCCGUUUCGAAGGCUCAUCCUCUGUGCGGAGAACAGAAAAGAGAUGGAGGACUGGAUCAGUUCUUUGAAAUCGGUUCAGUCUAGAGAGCAUUACGAGACGGCACAGUUUAAUGUGGAACAUUUCUCAGGGAUGCACAACUGGUAUGCCUGCUCCCAUGCUCGCCCCACCUUCUGCAACGUCUGCCGUGACAGCCUCUCAGGGGUGACUUCUCAUGGCCUCUCCUGUGAAGUAUGUAAAUUUAAAGCUCACAAAAGGUGUGCCGUCAGGGCCACUAACAACUGUAAAUGGACCACGCUGGCAUCUAUUGGGAGAGACAUCAUUGAGGAUGAGGAUGGGAUUGCAAUGCCGCAUCAGUGGCUUGAGGGCAACCUUCCAGUCAGUGCCAAGUGUGCUGUGUGUGACAAAACGUGCGGUAGCGUGCUGCGCUUGCAAGACUGGCGCUGUCUAUGGUGCAAAGCUAUGGUACACACAGCCUGUAUGGACCUCUACCCUCGUAAGUGUCCUCUGGGCCAGUGCAAAGUGUCCAUCAUCCCUCCUACUGCCCUCAACAGUAUUGACUCUGACGGCUUUUGGAAAGCCACCUGUCCUCCAUCAUGUGCCAGCCCACUUCUCGUUUUUGUUAAUUCCAAAAGUGGAGACAACCAAGGAGUGAAAUUUCUGCGCCGAUUUAAACAGCUACUCAACCCUGCUCAGGUCUUUGACCUAAUCAAUGGUGGACCACAUUUAGGGCUACGCUUAUUUCAGAAGUUUGAUAACUUCCGAAUCCUUGUCUGUGGCGGAGAUGGCAGUGUCGGCUGGGUCCUGUCUGAAAUUGAUAAACUCAGUCUUCACAAACAGUGCCAGCUGGGUGUGUUGCCUCUGGGCACGGGAAACGAUCUGGCACGUGUGCUCGGCUGGGGGCCGUCGUGUGAUGAUGACACACAGCUCCCUCAGAUACUGGAGAAACUGGAGCGAGCCAGCACUAAGAUGCUGGAUAGGUGGAGUAUAAUGACGUAUGAGAUUAAAAUACCUCCCAAACACAGUUGUCCAGUCACACCUGAGGACACAGAGGACUGCCAGUUUCAGAUAUCAGAUUAUGAGGAUUCAGUUGCUGCUCAUCUCACAAAGAUCCUAAACUCAGAUCAGAACUCUGUGGUCAUAUCCUCAGCAAAGAUCCUGUGUGAAACAGUGAAGGACUUUGUUGCCAAAGUUGGGAAGUCCUAUGAAAAGGGCAGUGAGAACACAGAGGAAGCUGAAAGCAUGUCAGUGAAAUGUGCAGUCCUGAAUGAGAAGCUGGAUUCACUCCUGCAGACCCUGAACACAGAGGCGCAGGCGAUGAGUCCUCCUUCUCUCACCACUCCCCCUAUUGUAGAAGAGGAGCUGGAGGAAGAGGAGCUGGAGGAGGAGGAUCUCAGUGAGGAGUCUCUGACGGAGCUGAAGGAGAAGAUGGAGGAGAACAUAACGGAGAAGGACUCUCCACACAAGCUUUUCAGGCCACGUGAGCAGCUCAUGCUCCGUGCAAACAGCCUGAAGAAAGCAGUCAGACAGAUCAUCGAGCAGGCUGAGAAAAUGGUGGACGAACAGAAUGCUCAUACAGACGAACAGGACCUGCAGUCUCCUACAGACACCAAAAAGGACAUGGAGGAGGAAAACAAGGACAAUGAGAAGGAUGAGGACACUAAAGAACUGGAGAGUCUGCCAUCAGCAAAGUCACCCUGUUCACCUACCGAGAGGCGUGUGAGUCGCAGCACACAGUCCUGUGGCUCUUUUUCCAUUCCUCCCUUCACCACGAGUAAAGAGAACCUGCCUGUCCUCAACACUCGCAUCAUCUGUCCAGGCUUGCGUGCAGGCCUUGCUGCCUCCAUAGCUGGAAGCUCAAUCAUCAGCAAGAUGUUACUUGCCAACAUUGACCCGUUUGGAGCCACACCAUUCAUUGACCCUGACACAGAUUUAUUAGAGGGGUAUAUGGAGAAGUGUGUCAUGAACAAUUACUUUGGGAUUGGCUUGGACGCCAAGAUCUCACUGGAGUUUAACAACAAACGUGAAGAACAUCCUGAGAAAUGCCGGAGUCGCACCAAAAAUAUGAUGUGGUACGGAGUCUUAGGCACUAAGGAGCUACUGCAAAGAACCUACAAGAACUUGGAGCAAAAAGUGCAGUUAGAGUGUGAUGGACAGUACAUCCCGCUCCCCAGUCUCCAGGGAAUUGCUGUGCUGAACAUCCCCAGCUAUGCAGGAGGAACCAACUUCUGGGGUGGGACCAAAGAAGAUGAUAUAUUCUGUGCUCCAUCAUUUGAUGAUAAAAUCUUGGAGGUAGUGGCUGUGUUUGGGAGUAUGCAAAUGGCAGUGUCCAGAGUGAUAAAGCUCCAGCACCACCGUAUUGCACAGUGCCGCACGGUGAAGAUUACCAUCUUGGGAGAUGAAGGAAUGCCUAUUCAAGUGGAUGGAGAAGCCUGGAUCCAGCCUCCUGGAGUGAUUAAGAUCCAGCACAAGAAUAGAGCCCAGAUGCUGACCAGAGAUAGGGCAUUUGAGAACACGCUAAAGUCUUGGGAGGACAAGUUGAAGUAUGACAAGCCUCCACUGAGGCCACACCUGUACUCUCAGCACUCUGUUGAUCUUGCCACUGAGGAAGAAGCCGCACUUGUCCAGAUGUGUGCACGUGCAGCAGAGGAGCUAAUCACCAGGAUCUGUGAGGCAGCCAAGACAAAUGGGCUCCUAGAACAAGAACUUGCUCAUGCUGUAAAUGCUGCAUCUCACGCCAUCAACAAAACUCACCCCAAGUUCCCUGAGAGUCUGACCAGGAACACAGCCAUUGAGGUGACCAGCACAGUGAAGGCCCUGCACAAUGAGACUGAGUCACUUCUAGUGGGACGAGUGUCAUUGCAACUGGACCCUCCUGAUGAGGAGUUAUUGUCCAGUGCUUUGCAGUGUGUUGAGGUGGAGUUGGGCAAGCUGACUGAAAUCCCGUGGCUUUACCACAUUCUCCAGCCCAACGAUGAGGAGGACCACUCCCUGGAGUAUGGCAAGAGAAACAGCCGAAGUGGCAUGUUCCGUAUUGUGCCAAAGUUCAAGAAAGAGAAAGCACUGAAGAAGUCCAGCCCACAGUCAGUUCAGAGGUGGGGCACUGAGGAGGUGGGCGCCUGGCUGGAGCAGCUCAGCUUGGGGGAAUACAAAGACACCUUCAUCCGCCACGACAUCCGCGGCUCUGAGCUCCUACACCUGGAGAGGAGGGACCUGAAGGAUCUGGGGAUCUCGAAGGUGGGUCAUAUGAAGAGAAUUCUCCAGGGAACUAAAGAGCUGGCUAAGAGCGCCAUGGUGGACCUGUGAAGCUCGAGGAAUCCUUUCCUUGACGAGAAGUGAACAUUUAACAGAGCUGCGUUGUCUGGAUGAGCUCGGUAAUGAGGGGUUUCCUCCCCAUGAUUUAGCAUAGCUUUAGAGUACCUGCGAAUGUGUUGUUUUAGUAUGAGUGCUGGUGCCAAAAGAAUUGUAAUGGUCGAAUAUUUUCAGGUGGUUGUUAGAUUUACAAAAAAAAGCCAUUUCUUAUUGCAUUGAUGGCACAAUCAGGUAUGCAACUCUCAUUGCAGAGGCAACUUCUGGCAUCUUAAAAAGAGUCAAGUAGCAAAACAAGACUUCCAUAAAGUGUUCACUGUGGGUGAAGCAAGGCCGGGUAAUAGCUCGCUGGCAUUUCGCCUUGUGGUGGAUGGCUACAAUAGGAUGGAGAUGUGAUGUGUCAGCAAUAUUCUUCUUUCGACAGCACUGUUUACAUUUUAAGGAGACAGGAAAAUGGCUGCUGAAGAGCUGCACUCGAAUUGCAAUCAUAGCAAAUGGUUUUUCAGUCCAGAAAGAAAGUCGAGUAAGGGGUUUCCUGAAGCAGUGACAUUCUGAUGCAUGGUGAAUUUGCUUGAUUUUGGAUAUCUAUUUCACUGCAUGAUUCGUGUCGUUUUUUUAUUGUACAAACUAACACUUGAACAAGUUUUAUAUGACUUUAGUAUGAUACCAUUUGUUACUACUGAAGCAUCCCUGUGGUCUUAUUAGACUGCUGUUUCAUUUCUAUAUAUUGGUUUGCAUGAGACUUCUGUGUCAAAGAGCAGUGUCAUGUAUCAUAUUUAUUGUAAAAGUGUGCUUUAUUGUAGGAAGAUUAUGAUUUAUAUUCGAUUAGGACAUUGAGUAACAGAGAAAUAUCAGUUCUUUAAAAUAUCAGUAAGGAAGAAUACAUCACAAUGUAUACAUACAAUACAAGAGACUACAAAAGUGAAUGUGCCCCAUGCAUUUUCUUGAAAUCCUUUUCUUUAGUUUGCAUUAGAAUGCAAAUGUUUAAGAAAAAACAUAAUUUUAAGUAUCGGAAUAUUAGUGUGGAAGUUCUUAUUAGAUUUAUGAAAUAAUGGAGUCACUUUUCUGCAUUUUGACUGUAGACCUAUUUGGAACAUUUAGAUAUUUUUCCUUGCAAUAAGAAUCUUGUGUUGGUCAUAAGAUAUUGCAGUUGAUCUGCAGCUUUGCAUAAGUUUCUCAUAAUUGUCAUUCCUCAAAAUAGGGAUAAAGUAUAUGUUUGAUAAGAUACCCAGAACUAAAUUGCAUUAAGUUGAUGGCAUUACAGGGUAUACAAGUAUAAGUGAGGUUUUUGUUGGUUAAUAUAUGCACUGUAAAUAUGUUGAAACAGUCUCUACUGUUAAUUCCAGUUGUAAGGAAACGGUUUGUAAAGAUUAAUGGUAACACGUUAUGUAGAGCUUACACAUCAUAAUACAGAUGUGAUCUAUAAUAAUGUUUAGUAAUCACCUUUAUAUGUUAAGUGCUGUUGUAUUCUAUUGAAGGUGCAAUAUUGUAUUUAUUUUGAUACAUUUUCUUCUCUAUGAAGCUUUAUUAUGUGAUUUUUUUUUCAUGGAAAACAAGAAAUCAAUUCAUGCACUCGUGUUAUUUUAGUUAUUUUAGUUUAAGGUGAGCUUGUGGACAUGCCAUAUUCUCUCCAAAUUCAUAAAAUCUUCCUUAAGCAAGUUGUUGGUUCUCUCUCUAUUCAAUUGUGCUUCCAGGAUAAUUCGCUAAACAUCUGGAUGUUCUAUUAGACAUAUACUAUGAAACUAGCAGAAUUGCCUGCUGUGCCUCUUUUGUUUUCAUUAUAAUGGAGAUUUUCCCCCUCCCUUCAUCAAGUCCUGUCAUUUACAACUUUAUGUAGGUUUCGUUUGUGGUUUGUGUCAUAUCAAAAUUUCCCUCUAGGGGGUGGCAGAGUACUGAAUGUGGGUUUGGUAAAUAAAUAAAUAAAUAAAAUAAAAAAAUGUGGCUCCCAGCGAAAUACUUAAUAAUAAUAGAAUAAUAUAUUUAUUCUCUAAAUUUUUUUAAUGAAAAUAUUAGUAUCCAUUAAAUAACUUUGCACUCUGCAUAAAGAAAUUUGCGUGAACUAUAUAGAAAUAAAAAAAAUCUGAAUGUUCAAUAAUAAUACAGCUGGAUAUUAAAUUUAAAAAAAUUGUCCAUACAUUUGACUGCAUAUUAGAUAGCUGGCUUCCUCUUAUGAUCUAGCUUUUAAACAAACUGUGCUAUAUUUUGUUAGUGGACAGGAUUUAUUAGGAGAAAUGGGAGGAAUGUGGUUCUAAUUUUAACCAACAUGGUUAUUUUUGGAUUAUAUAAACUUUCACACUACACUCUUAGAAAAAAGGGUUCCUCAAGGAUUCUUUAGCUUUCUAAAGGUUUUCUACUCUGAACUUUUUAAAGGGAACCCCUCUUUUGUAGGUUUCUGUGUAGAGCCACCAAGGUCAAACCGAAGAACUCUUUAGGGUGCUAAUGGAACCUAAUUGAAUUUUUUUUCAAAGAAUGUCACAUGUAAUAAUAGUGAAUGUAGUGUCAUUCUCAUCCUUUUAUUUUCACUCUUCAUAAACAGAUAUGCAUUGCCUUGGAAAGGAGUCAAAGACUAUGAGAAAGUGAUUUAACCCGCACUGAUCUAGAGUCAUUGCCAAUGAUGCAAGUACUUAAUCAUGCAUUUCUUUCUAGAAGCUACUACAGUGCAGUUUUAACAAUGUGCAGUGCCAUACAUGCUAACUGUUAAAAAACUGAGAUACUUGUAAUGGUUUCAUGACCUGACUAUAGCACCUUUGCAAUUUAGGGAAUUGAUAGCUCCUGAAAAAAGUACUGAAAAAUUUGGCCUUAGAUAUUUACCAUUUCUAAAAUGUAGCAGGUUAACUGACCUCAGAAUAACAGUGCCUCGUAUGUGGUUUCAUUUGCAUUCAUUUCCCCAAGUGCAGUCUUCCUCUCAAACUGCAGUUAAUUCGUCUGCACGUGUUCAUGUAUAUCUGUCUCUGAACAAGCUCUCAAGAGUGUAUCCACGAGACUAAGUGUGUUUUUGAUAAGACUUGAGGCUCAUGUGAGCUUGGGCUUACCUAUAGAUGGUGUACAUAAAGCUGUAUACUGCCUGAUUUUUUUCAAAACCAAUUCACAUGAGAAAUUUUUAGAGCAGGAUGGCUCUAGAGCAUAUCGCUGACAUGAUCUUAUUAUGAGAAGUGCGAUGUGAGUUUCAUUUGUUUACAUUGUGUUUACAAUGGCACAGUUUAAUUUGUAAAACUAUGUGUAUAGCUAUAUACAACAUUUGCAUAUUUAUUAAGGUUAAACAAAUUAUAUGUAUGUGUUUUCACCAUUGGGAUAUAAUGUUACAGUAGUCCCUUGUAUUGAUAUCUGGAUGAUCUUUUGGUAAAGUAGUUGGUAAUUUUUAUGACUACUAAGUGACUGUUUUCUGUGCCUUUUUAUCGUAGGUGCAUGAUUAACUAUUUAUUACAAUAUGAAAGUCACUGAGAUGUGUAUUUUUGUAUCCUGAUUGAAUAAAUGUCUCAAUUUUGUUGUACAUUUUGAAGUGGUAAAAUGGUGCCACUUAAUAUCUUACUUCUUCAAUAAAAACUGAAUGCAUACACAA